UCAGAUCCCCCGUCGCACCCUUCCUCCCUCGUCCCCAUCUCCUCGUCGCCGCCACCUCCUCCCCGUCCCCGCCACCUCCCAAUCCGGUGCACGCCGUCUCUGAAAUCUCCACUGGUCGUCUAGCCUAAGACCUCCGGCUAGACGCCGGCAGCAGCAGCGUAGAGCCGUCCGGCCGUGUUGUAUCGCCGGCGAACUCGCUCCGACGGCGCGGGCCUGCAUAGCCUCGGAUAACCUAGUGAGGACUCGUGUGAUGACCUCUGUGCUUCCGAGUCCCGAGCGCUGAACUGGAUCUGAAUCAGGGUAGCUCUCUCAACUCUCAAGUAGGGUUCCCGGAGUUGAGAGCCCCGCCUUGCGGGAUGGGGAGGCUGGACGUCGCCGCCGCAGUGGCCGCAUGGGCCAUCCCGAUCGCCGCCUUGGUCGACUCCAUCGUGCCUAACCCCUACAUGUACUAGGGUGGUGAGCAACAUCAGCGCGUGCAUGACGGUGGCCGACACGGUGCGGACCACCCUGGCCCCCCGCAGGAUGGACAAGCUCAUCCAUGACGACAAGGGCACCACCAUAACCAACGACGGCGCCACCAUCUCCAACGACGGCGCCACCAUCUCCAACGACGGCGCCACCAUCUCCAACGACGGCGACACCAUCAUGCGCCUCCUCGACAUCGUGCACCCCGCAGCCAAGAUGCUCGUCGACAUCACCAAGUCUUAGGACUCGGAGGAGGGUAGAAGCGGCCUCGACGCGGCGAUCGAGUCGCUCCUCAACACUGAGAAGCAGUGCCGCCUCGCCAGGCAUGUUGCUGGCACCCGGAAGGCCGCCGUCGACAUCGGCAAGCUCUGCUUCAAGGACGGCGCCUGGAAGGCGCUCAACGACCAGAUCGUCGUCCUCUCCAAGCGGAGGGGCCAGCUCAAGCAGGUACUGAGCAUGCCUACAGCAAUAUUUUGACCAGCCUCCCUAAUCCCGGUGGUGGUAAAUAUGGGAAAUUCUACAGCCUUCCUGCACUGAAUGAUCCAAGGAUCGAGUUGCUACCAUAUGCUGGAACAUAGUGGCAGCUCUCUUCAUUCUUAUCGGGAUCCUUUUGAUAGUUCACAGUGCUUCAAAGGAUACAUGCCAGGCAAUGGACGAAUGUGCAGACCAUCCUCGAGCAGAGACUGCUCUCAGCAACAUCCUUCCAUGUGUGGACGCGAGUACAACCAACCGAACCAUAGAAAGAUGAAGGAAUUGGGACCAUGGGCGAAGGGGCUACAGAACGGGAUGCCGGAUGCGGCGACAGGGCCGGCGGCCAUGUGCCCCGUCGCCAAGUACCCGCUGGUACUGGCCGAGGACAGGACGCGGCGGCCGGAUGUUCUCCGCCAUCUUAGGAUGUAUGGAGGUGAUUGGAACAUCACCAGCAAGCACUACUGGGCACUAUCAAGCAAGAGAGUAAUGGACUUUCACAGGGCAGGGUCUCCCCAUAUAAGAGCCGGUGCUCUAGACACUGGACGGGCCGAGACCGCCUGCAAGCACGUGAGGGCACUCGUUUGCAAGGAAAUGUAUACAUGAGAUAGUUAUUGUGUUAUGUAAACCUGGAAGAUGUAUUAUGUGAUGUUAUAUGAUGGAUGAUUUUAAUUCAA
Messenger RNA from Hordeum vulgare subsp. vulgare (domesticated barley), 1610 nucleotides. RefSeq lists its product as uncharacterized. NCBI's taxonomy places the organism in Eukaryota, Viridiplantae, Streptophyta, Magnoliopsida, Poales, Poaceae. The transcript is spliced from 8 exons. Bases 1003 to 1539 code for a protein of 178 amino acids. The record is from RefSeq and is a predicted model, not a curated record.